GAAAUGUUGUAUAAUUUAAUGUUAAACUAUAUAUAUUUUUAAAAUGACAUUCAAUUCCAUUGAGUAACCAGCUGGUAACGUUAUAAAUAUAUGAUCCGGAAAAAACUGGCAGUAAUAUGCGACAGAGUGCAUGUCCAAAAAAUAAUUAUCAUCUGAUUGUUACUUUUAACAAUGAUUGGACUGCAGCGUCUGUGUAGUGUACCUCUGCGUCACACCGGUCUGCUUUUCUCAGGUAGUAAAAGAGGUCAAAACCUGGCGACAAAGACACGGGUCUUUGUACAAAGCUGUACUAUGUCCACAGUCAAACUUUUCAAACAUAUUGAUGAGAAUCAAGAGAAAUACAUAAAGAGGCUUGCAGAUACAGUGGCGAUCAAAAGUGUGUCAGCAUGGCCAGAAUCAAGAACUGACAUCCUAACUAUGCAGGAAUGGGUUAAGGCGGAGUUUGGAAAAUUUGGAGCAAAGACAGAGUUGGUUGAUGUUGGAACACAGACUUUAUCCGAUGGGUCCGUAAUUCCUCUCCCUCCAAUACUUUUAGGAACCCUUGGAAAUGACCCCCAAAAGAAGACUCUAUUGGUGUAUGGACAUAUGGACGUACAGCCUGCCUUAAAGGAUGAUGGCUGGGAUUCAGAACCAUUUAUUCUAACAGAAAGGGACGGCAAAUUGUACGGCAGAGGAAGUACAGAUGACAAGGGACCAGUGUUGGCUUGGUUGAACUGUAUUGAGGCCAUGCAGGAAAUUGGAAUGGAGAUUCCUGUCAAUCUUAAAUUCAUAAUAGAAGGGAUGGAGGAGUCGGGCUCAGAAGGUCUAGAUGAUUUGGUGUUUUCUUUAAAAGACACCUUCUUAAAGGGUGUGGACUAUGUGUGUAUCUCGGACAACUACUGGCUAGGCAAGAAGAAGCCCUGUUUAACCUAUGGUCUCAGGGGCAUAUGUUACUUUUUUGUGGAGGUGGAGAGUUCUACAAAGGAUCUUCACUCUGGUUUAUUCGGGGGCUCAAUCUAUGAAGGAAUGGCUGACCUUAUUGCACUCCUGGACACUCUGGUUGACAACAAAGGUCGGAUCCUGAUCCCAGGGAUUUAUGACUCUGUGGCCAAACUGACGGAGGAGGAAAAAAAGCUGUACGAACCCAUCGACUUUGAUCUUGAGGAGUAUAAAAAAGAUGUUGGAGUGACAGCGUUAAUCCACGAUAAGAAGGAGGACAUAUUGAUGCAUCGUUGGAGGUACCCAUCUCUCUCCAUUCACGGAAUAGAGGGAGCUUUCAGUGAAUCUGGAUCCAAAACAGUCAUUCCAAGGAAGGUGAUUGGAAAGUUCUCAGUACGACUCGUCCCUGAUCAGCAACCAGAGGAAAUCAGGCGAUUGGUCACCCAACAUCUACAGCAAAAGUUUAAAGAGAGGAACAGCCCAAACAAACUCAGGAUAUCAAUUGAAGGGGAAGGAGGGAAGCCCUGGGUCAGUGACUUUAAUGAUUCCAACUACAUAGCUGGCAGAAACGCAAUGACAACAGUUUUCGGAGUUGAGCCUGAUCUGACUCGAGAAGGUGGAAGCAUUCCUGUGACCCUUACUUUACAAGAUGCAACGGGAAAAAGUGUGUUGUUACUUCCCAUAGGAGCGUCGGAUGAUGGGGCGCAUUCUCAGAAUGAGAAGAUUGACAGAAUUAACUACAUCAAUUCGUCUAAAGUCAUGGGUGCCUACAUGAUGGAAUUAGCUAAACUCUGAUGAAGAAUUACUUGUUUCUAUAUUGAUACAAACUGUUGUUAUCUAAAUAAUGCAUAAUUAUUACGGUAUAAUUUAUGCAUUUUUAUGCAUGUUUAUGCAUGUAUUAAUGUGUGUGCCAUAUGAAUAGUCAGCAAUCUUGCAGGGUUGACCAUUCCAUGCUAUACUCAGUGAUAUUGAUACAUGGAAUCUUAACAUAUGUUUUUAAGAAUAUGAAGAAAUGCAUUUUAUACAAAGUACUGUUAAUAGUUUGUCCCUGAAUGUAUACAUGUACAUGAAAUUAAAAAAAAAACCAACACAUGCACAAAAAUAUAAGAAUCUCAGGUUUUGUUAACUUGAUCAUAGAUUUUCCUCAGGCAAUUAGUAUCCAUAAGCUCUUUUUUCUGUGAAUGAACAGGCUCUGUUUUUCAUGUAAACUGACUGAAUAUAUACAUACAUUGUUUUACCGGUAUUUUUGAUAUUGUAUAGGUCAUUUUGACCUUUGCACUCAUUGUUUCUAUUUAAUGGUAUUUUGGAUUGUUUACAAUUGUAUUAUUUUUGUUUGCUCCUAUUACAAAAUUUAUUUAGAAAAAAAUGAUCAUUUUCUCAGUCAGUUAUAACUCAGGACUGAUCACUCAAAGAUCUGAACUUUAUGUAGUGUGUACAUAUUUAUAGUGAAUCAAUUUUCUUGGUAGAAUUUAUCUUUAAUUAUAUUAGAUGUGAUCAGGAUAUACUAAUGUACAUUUUACUACAAAAAGACAUUUUAUUGAAUGAAGUUAUUGCUUGUAGUUUUUGUCAAAUAUUUAACAUUCUUAGCUCACCUGAGUGGAAUGUCAUUGUUGCUUUUAUAUGAUAAACAGUGAUGCUUAACAAUAACAUGUAAAGUGUCACAGUUUGUUCAUAUUUUGAUAUGAUAUUUAGUAACUGGAGUAAUUUCAAGAUACUUUUUGUCAGGGUUAGGUUCUAAUUUAGGGAUAGCAUGAAAAUGUAAUGUUGAGUGAAAGGUAAAUUCUUAUAAACAGAUAAUAAGAGAAAUGCUAUUGAUGCAAAUAUGUAUAUUAUCUAAAAUUAAACAAUCUUGAAAGCUACUCAAAUAAAACGAGUAUAAUGUUCAUUGUAAUAGUUUUUGCUUUAUAAACAGAAUGAAGUUAAUAAAAAAAGUAAGUUUUAGCUCACCUGAACUGAAUGUUUUUUGAUCACCUAAUGUCCGUCUGUCUGUCCAUCUGUAAAUACACAUUUUUAAAUUCUUCUCUAGACCCACUGGGCCAAAUUUAAUUAAACUUGGUACAAAGCAUUCUUAUGAGAAAGGGAAUCUAAAAUAAAGGGUUAAAUCCUUUAUAAAUGGGAGA
Messenger RNA from Magallana angulata, 3038 nucleotides. RefSeq names its product cytosolic non-specific dipeptidase-like. The transcript has 14 exons. NCBI's taxonomy places the organism in Eukaryota, Metazoa, Mollusca, Bivalvia, Ostreida, Ostreidae. Gene Ontology annotation, molecular function: metallodipeptidase activity. The record is from RefSeq and is a predicted model, not a curated record. Gene Ontology annotation, biological process: proteolysis. The coding region runs from base 172 to 1713 and encodes 513 amino acids. Gene Ontology annotation, cellular component: cytosol.